Penicillium odoratum is the source of this 297-nucleotide messenger RNA. RefSeq names its product Nucleic acid-binding OB-fold. NCBI's taxonomy places the organism in Eukaryota, Fungi, Ascomycota, Eurotiomycetes, Eurotiales, Aspergillaceae. The coding region runs from base 1 to 297 and encodes 98 amino acids. The record is from RefSeq and is a predicted model, not a curated record. The transcript is spliced from 2 exons.
AUGGAUGUCUUAACAGAUGAUACAGUCACUAUACUGACAGAAACUGGGGACAUCAAGAGCAGCGUUCCUGUUCUCGAUACAGCGUCGCUUCUCACCAACAUCACUAAUUCCUUCAAGGAGAGGAAAGGUAGCGUCCGUGUGGUGGUGGUUCCGGGUUCAAACGCUUCCGAUGAAUUGGUCGUCGAUUUCAAAGUCGAUCCUGUCACGCAAUUGGAAAUCCCGCAAACUCCUGAAGUUGAUCAAGAUCAACAAGAUGACAUUAUCGUUGAUGUUUACAGAUUCAGCCAUUUUCCGUAA